Messenger RNA from Neurospora tetraspora, 2437 nucleotides. Its product is annotated as ERCC4 domain-containing protein. Bases 403 to 2340 code for a protein of 645 amino acids. The transcript has a single exon. Gene Ontology annotation, molecular function: 3'-flap endonuclease activity; crossover junction DNA endonuclease activity; DNA binding. The record is from RefSeq and is a predicted model, not a curated record. Lineage: Eukaryota; Fungi; Ascomycota; Sordariomycetes; Sordariales; Sordariaceae. Gene Ontology annotation, biological process: double-strand break repair via break-induced replication; resolution of meiotic recombination intermediates; DNA catabolic process. Gene Ontology annotation, cellular component: nucleus; Holliday junction resolvase complex.
CGUCGCCUGAAUGGUCCACCGUUCGCCGCCGUUGCUCGGUCAACUUUCUCUCUGUCCCGAAAUCAAUUAACACGACAGACGCGUUGUCGAUCGCAGAGACGCGUCUCACCAGCAACCUUCACUGUUGCCUGUACUUUCGACAAACACAUUCUGGAUCCGGGGUCGAUGAUGACUUGCUGAAGCUGCUUUGCUCUUCUUUUGGCGCCUUUUUGGAAUCCCGCAUUUCUCGCACAUUCCUACCAUCGUCCAUCUUCGAGUCAUCAUCUUGUUUCAUCCCGCUAGAACAUUGUUGCUCUUUGUUCUUGGUUUCUUGGGGAUUGGUCUUUUCCAUACAGUUUCCCUUUGGGGACGUUCAUUAUUGGAGCAUUUUGUUUUAUUUCUUCUCAAUCUUUGGCCUUCAUCAUGGCUGACGAGAAUUGCGCCAACUCACUGCUUCUCGGCUGGGUCAAGGAGUGGUGGGAUACCGCUCGGGAACGCAACACCAAAGGCGCUCCCACCUACAAGAAGGCAUACAAUUCGCUCAAAUCAUGCCCACUAACUUUCCAACACCCUUCAGAACUCAAGGUACUCAAAGGUUUUGGCGAUGGAAUCACCUCAAGACUUACCGACAAGCUAAAACAAUACUGCGAGGAGAAUGGCCUUCCCAUGCCCAAACAUCCCAAGAGGAAGCGAACAUUGGAGUUAGAAACAGCCCUCGCGGAAGCGGGUGCCGGGCAAGAUGAACAACCAUCACCUCCCAAGAGAGCCAGGAAAGCCAGACCUUAUGUUCCAAAGCUGAACAGCGGCGCAUAUGCUCUGCUCAUGGCUCUUUCAGAUCCUGGACCAUCGGGCUACAUGGACAAGACCGCGCUUAUCGCCAAAGCCCAACCUUAUUCUGAACACUCCUUCACCGUUCCUUCCAUGGCAAACAAAUCGUAUACGGCUUGGGACUCCAUGAAGACCCUCGACGACAAAGAACUUGUCUAUAUACGUGGUCGACCUACCAAAAAGUACUCGUUGACGGAUGAGGGCUGGGAAGUGGUCAAGCGGAUGAAGGAAGCACGGAACCUCGUGGAUGGAGUAGGUGGGAGCGCAAUUACGUCUGGGAACGCCAUCGCUAGUGGCAGCGGUACUUCGAAUGCCAACCGCAGUGAGAAUGUCAACCCUAAUCGCCCAGACAGCGGAGUCAAGAGGGAAAGUCGAUAUACGCCACUUGACUUGAAGCCGUUUGUCUCGGCUACAACAACCCAGGAAAGACCACCACAGCCAAAACCUCGCACGGCAAUCUCAGAAUCUUAUGUCCUCAUCGAUAGUGACGACGAAGACUUCAAGUAUGAUGAAGAGGACCGGAAACCAAUUAUCCGGGAGACGACAAACCACGAGUACAUCGACCUAGUAGCAGACGGCGAUUCCGUACCUGACGAGUCCAGUCUCCCCCACUUUGUGCCCAUCAGACUAGCCCCCGGCUCCUUCACGGUCGAACUAGUCCUCGACACCCGCGAAGUCCAAGCCAAGAACAACCGGGACCACAUCCAGGAAGAGCUCUCCAAGCUCGGGGUCCGGCCCAUCAUGCGGAGUCUCGAGCUCGGUGACGUCCUCUGGAUAGCCAAGUGCAAGCAGCCGGGCUGGCUUAACAGGCUAGGCGCCGAAGGUGACGAGGUAGUCCUGGAUUACAUCGUUGAGCGCAAACGCCUUGAUGACCUUAUUGGGAGUAUCAAGGACGGUCGCUUCCGCGAGCAGAAAUACCGGCUGAGGCGGUCCGGCAUGAAGAACGUCAUCUACGUCAUCGAGAACUUCAACAUCGACCAGGACAACCGGACCAAGUACCAGGACGCGAUGGACACGGCCAUGGCGUCGAUCCAGGUCGUCAACGGCUACUUUCUGAAGAAGACGGACGCGAUUGCCGAGUCGAUCAAGUACUUGGCGGCGGUGACGUAUAUGCUGAAGGAGAUAUACGAGAGCAAGCCCUUGUUCGUCAUUCCGACCAAUGUUCUGACGGCCAAGAAUUACUUGCCGCUCGUGAAGCACCUGAGGGAGAAAGAGCCAUCCAAGGGCUACUAUAUCAGCUACCCGGCGUUUGCAUCGCUGGUUUCCAAGUCGGAGAUGAUGACGCUGAGGGAUGUGUUCCUCAAGAUGUUGAUGUGUAUCCGGAGGCUGUCGGGAGAGAAGGCGAUUGAGAUCCAGAAGGUGUGGAAGACGCCGUAUCAGCUUGUCAAGGCGUUUGAGGAGUGUGGGACUGAUGAGAACGGGAAAAAGAAACAGAGGGCUUUGGUGGCGAGUAUGCUUUCGCGCCUUGUUGAUCGGAGGAGUGUUGAUAAGGGAUUGAGUGAGAAGAUUGCUGACGUCUGGGGUUUCUUGUAAUACUCGUUCAGGACUAGAAGAGGCCGAGGAGCCUUGUUGGAGUAGAUGUCUUGUAUAUGAAAGCCUGGGCACGACCAGAAUACAUGUUACGAAUUGU